AACAUUGUUUAUUAUCACUAAUCUUUUCAAUUACAUCAUUCAUGCCUAUAGAGUAGCAUCAAGAGAGUAAUGAGAGUGUUACUAUAAGCUUAGCCUAACUACUUGAACCUAGCUUAAGUAGCCAUAAGAGAGUGUGUGUUGAAGGUCUUAGAUUCGAAUUUCAAGUUAUACCUGGUUGUAACAUAUAAACGCUUAAAUUAAAAAAAAAAAAAAAAGAAAGCUUAGCCCUUGGAUAAGGCAUUCUUAAUUCUUGGACUAAUCAAAUGGAUGAGAAUAACUCAAAUAGAUAGAUGAAGUAAAAACAAACAGGCACUUUAGAAAGACCAUAUAGUAUUUAUAUUUUAUAUUAUUUUGAUUGAUAUAGAUUUCCUUUCUUUAAUUUUAUUUUGAGGUUACAACUAGCUGUCGUUAUUUAUAAGAUAGAAAAGAAAUUUAUAUAUAUAUAUAGAAGCUGGGUUAGUUGUCGUUAUAGAUACGGUGCCAGAAUUGAAAAAAAAAGAAGAAAAAAUUAGAGAGGUUUGUGUGGUGGAGUACACCUCUUUUCUCUUUCUUAAUAAAGUUAAUUAACGACUCUCGUUCCUCCGCAUCAGAGCCGUGGAUUCGCAAUUCGACUUGUUGUCGUUUAAGCUUUAUUGUCGUUUGAAUUGCAAAUGAACUAUCAUAACUCCGACAGCAGUGGUACUGGUACUGAUGAUGAUAUUCCUCCAUCUCAUCAAAACAGAGUUCCAAGAGGGAGUAGAGUUGCGGGGAAUGAAAGGUCUGCUGUAGGUUCUAUAUCGUACCCUAGAAUGUAUGCUGACAUGGAGACACAAAUUCAUAAUCUUGAGCAGGAAGCCUAUUGUGCAGUCCUACGUGCUUUUGUAGCUCAGUCUGACGCACUUACUUGGGAGAAAGAAGGUUUGAUAACAGAACUUAGGAAAGAGUUGAGAGUAUCAGAUGAUGAACACAGAGAACUACUUACGAGGGUUAAUGCAGAUGACAUUGUUAGUAAGAUAAGGGAAUGGAGAAAAUCAGGAGGAAAUCAAUCAGUGAGACUCAACCAAUCACAGUCUGUUUAUGAUGUUUUACCUAGCCCUACUGUUUUGACAUCUCGCAAGAAACAGAGAAUAUCUCAAACGGGUCACCAAUUCCCUGGUCUAUCCUCAAUGAAAUCCAUCCACACCCCUUCUACGGGACUUGUUUCGAAUAGGUCAUUUCUGAGUCGCAGUUCUUCUGGUGUCCGUGCCACAAAUGAGCCUGCUGAAGCUGCAAAUUUUGAUUCAUUGAUUGGGAGGAGAGUAUGGACUAGGUGGCCUGAAGACAAUAGCUUUUAUGAGGCUGUCAUAACUGAUUAUAAUGAUGUGGAGGGCCGGCAUGCUUUGGUCUAUGAUAUAAAUACAGCAAAUGAGACUUGGGAGUGGGUUGACCUUAAGGAGAUCCCUCCAGAGGAUAUUCAGUGGGAUGGUGCUGAUUUGGUUAUAUCGCAUGGAGGAAACCACGGUGGCCAUGGUCGUGGCCACAAGAAACCCUCGAAUCGUGGUGGUGCCAUUCCAGGUUCUGGAAGAGGGAGAGGACCAAGUAAGGUGCAGCCAAAGAAAGAUUUUCCCCCAACACAAAAUGGGAUUGCAAAAAAAGUAUCAGAUGAUAUUGAAUUACUUAACACGGAUGCAUUGGUCAAGGAGGUGGAGACUGUUUUCAGUGCAAAUCACCCUGAUCCUUUUGAGCUUGAAAAAGCGAAGAAAAUGCUGAAAGAACACGAACAAGCAUUGAUUGAUGCCAUUGCAAAGCUUGCAUAUUCAUCUGAUGGUGAAAGUGAUGGAGGGCAUCCAUUUCUAUAUGGUCAAUCAGUUAACAGAGAAUGAUUAGAGGAAAUUCAAGUGUUGAAAAGUGAAAACAAUAGUGUGAACCCGAGACUGAAAUCUGGGAAAGGGAGAGUAGCAUUGAAGUUGUUUUUGGAAAAUUAGCAGGGAAUAGAUAAGAAAUUGUUUAUAAGCAGCAUUUGACUGGAAGUAGUGAUGAAUUAAUGAUGUUGCUAAGGUUAUGUCUAUUUUGUUCCUUUUAGCUUUGUAGAUAUCAUCUCUGGUGUAAUUUGGUGAAAUCCCAAAUUUUCAAUUGAGGGCUAAAGAUUUAGAAGAUUCAGUAGGGACUUCCUUUUUCUAUCAAUAUGUCUAUUUUAAGCAUUUUCAUUGGCUUAUUUUGACAAAAGACUAAUUAAAUUGUGGAUGUCACUUUACUGAACCAGAAGGAAAUAUGAGAAAUAAAAUAAGAAAUAGAAUUAGCA
This is a messenger RNA of Cannabis sativa, 2260 nucleotides long. Its product is annotated as protein EMSY-LIKE 1. The transcript is spliced from 10 exons. The record is from RefSeq and is a predicted model, not a curated record. Bases 651 to 1841 code for a protein of 396 amino acids. NCBI's taxonomy places the organism in Eukaryota, Viridiplantae, Streptophyta, Magnoliopsida, Rosales, Cannabaceae. Gene Ontology annotation, cellular component: nucleus. Gene Ontology annotation, biological process: defense response to fungus.